UUUAUCUCAGUGUCGUUGUGAGCGCGUUGCUUCUACAUUGGCUCCACAACGGCUGAAGUUAAAAACAUUUUUAUGUGUUCUUAAAUCGGUUAAUUUGCAUUUUUCCAAGAACAGUCGACGCUGAAAGACAUCAUUUUACAAAUUAAGUGUUCUCAAUACCCUGAAACACGAACAUGAUCACCAGAAAAAGAGGAAGAAGCAGCGUUAACACCAAUACCACAUGUUCAAGCACUUCCCACGAGACUGUUGAUGCUUCAAAAACCUACAGUAGUGCAAGUGAAACAAACACGCACACCUCUCCAGAAAGCGACACCAAUGAUUGGGGCCUGGAUGAUCUGCUUGGCUCCGAGUUCAACUGGGACCUGGACAAGGAUAUGCUUGACGCUUUCAGCAGCUUUGAAUCGCAGACAUCAUCCUACAAUGAGACAAACCAAAGUGCAGAGCUUGAUGUUUCUGCAUCGCGUGCGGCCCAAAGGUCAAAACUACUAGACGUCUCCGGUCGGAUGAUCAACAAGAACGCCAUAGCUGCAAGGAUAAACCGAUUAAAGAAGAAAGAAUACGUCAGUGGCUUGGAGCAGAGAGUUGGCUCUUUGACAACAGAAAACCGCGUGCUCAAGCAGGAAAACGGAAAUCUCAACAAGAGAGUGGAAGAGUUGGAGAAUGAAACUAGGUACUUGAGAGCCGUGUUGGCUAAUGAGAGCAUGCUGGCUCAGCUGUUGUCUAGAUUGAGCGGUGUGAACGGCAUGAAAUUUUCUACCUCGCUUUUCCAGGAACCCAAUGAGAACGACCACGAUUAUGCCAUGCCGAUGAAGAGGGUGAAGGUGGAAGACAAAGAAACUGCAGGUGGCAUCUGCCUGCAUGUGGACAAAGACCACGUCUCGGUGGAAUUCUGCACCAAGUGUGCAGAGAGUUCAAGCUUGUCACAUAAAAUGUAGGGUCAAGUAUUUUACCUUUUCACCGUUUCCAAGACUGAACUUUACACAAGAUGUAAAUGAGGGGACAUGACGACAGUAGUUGUCAAAGAUAGUUAACUGUUUAAAUAUAUGCAGAGCUUGAAUAGCAUGUCUGUUGAACUUGCUUUCAAUACAAGUUACUGCUAAACUUGUUGACAGUUUUCUUCUAGGUGCUUGGUCCGCCCAUGCUGAACGACCGGGUCACAGAACAUCCAUGACUGCUGAAAUCCAUGUGGAUUUUGCUGUGGGGGAAAACAGAAGAGUCGGGACCUGCAGCUUGCAUCAUGGCCUGGUAAAUUUAAGAAAGGUAGUACAUGAAAGUGUAAGUUACAGCUUUUACUGACUCUUAUCACACCCCUAAAGAUGUCAGAUGCUGAUGUAUUCAUUUAGCAUCUAAAUGAGUAUUGAUAAGUCUUGUUUUAAUGUAUGCUUACAAGACAUUGAAUGACUAUGUUAAAUCCAUGUGUUCCAUCUUGAUUUGUUAACUUUUUGGGGUGUUCUCUAUAAGUUGCCCUGAUUUGAGUUAAAGAAAUGGCAUGUUCUUAAAGGGUUAUGGUUUCUAAAAAAUGCUCAUCUAUAUGUUAUGUAUUACAAAUCUAAAGACUAUGCAGGCACAUGGCUGCAUCUGUUCUGAAAUAAAAUGUAAUAAAUUUUCAUUUGAGUAAUGCAAA
Molecule: messenger RNA, 1624 nt
Organism: Danio aesculapii
Lineage: Eukaryota; Metazoa; Chordata; Actinopteri; Cypriniformes; Danionidae
Gene: crebzf
Product: CREB/ATF bZIP transcription factor
Exons: 3
Coding region: 174-935 (253 amino acids)
Cellular component (GO): nucleus
Molecular function (GO): RNA polymerase II transcription regulatory region sequence-specific DNA binding; DNA-binding transcription factor activity, RNA polymerase II-specific
Source: RefSeq, a predicted model, not a curated record